CAACUUGUUACACUGUGCGCUAAUAUAUCGAUUAACCUUACACCAAUCUCUAAUUGUCAAACUGCCAUCCCUAAAUUAACCAACACAUUGCGACAAAUGUCAAACAAAAUAACAAAAACAACAAAUUUACUAAUUGGAUUGGAGUUUUUUUUAAGUUAUUAACAAUUUUAGAUUCAAGGACAAUUUAAGGACCAGACAACUCGUUGGCGAAGUUCUUAAGUAAAUAGAAAUUAACAGACCACCUGAGCAGUCACCAGUUGUUCCGCACUUUGAAUUAGGGCAAAUUACUACCCCCAUCCAAACAACAUUUAUAACCAAAUAAGCGUUCUUUUUAUUGCCAAUAGACUAUUUAGCAGUAUGGUUAAACAGGGACCCAGACCAGUGGUUGUGUGUGGACCUUCGGGUUCUGGUAAAAGUACUCUGCUGAAUAGACUAUUCGCAGAAUUUCCCAAUACUUUCGGUUUUAGUGUAUCGCAUACCACGCGUAAACCUCGACCCGGAGAGGAGGAUGGUGUUCACUAUAACUUUGUCAGCCGUGAGGAAAUGGAAAAAGCUGUGGCCAAUGAUGAAUUUAUAGAAUCGGCUACGUUUGGUGGCAACAUGUAUGGCACUAGUAAGGAGGCUGUACGUAAGGUACAAAAUGCCGGUAAAGUUUGUAUUUUAGAUAUUGAACCCCAAGGUGUGGAGCAGGUGAAGAAGACCAAUUUAAAUCCCAUACUAAUCUAUAAUAAUCCACCAUCUGUGGAGGCUUUGGAACAACGUUUACGUAAACGUGGCACCGAAACCGAGGAAUCUUUAAAGAAACGUUUAGAUGCUGCCGCUUCUGAGAUUGCUUAUGGUCUGACACCCGGUAAUUUCCAGAAAAUUAUCCAUAACAUUGACAUUGAUCAGGCCUACGAAGAGUUUCGUGAAUUUAUUGUAGCCGAAUUGAAGGCUCAAGAAGCUGCUGGCAUUACUAUUACCUGGUAAUGUCUUAAAAUAGACCUAGACCCAUUAGAACCUCUGCAUUUUCGCAAUGGUAUUUUAAGUUUAAAGAUAUUUUAAACUUUAGUAAAAUCAUUGUUGAUGUUCAACGUAUAAUAUUUUGCGUGUGUGACUAGAAUUUAAAGAAAAAGUUUUUAUUUAAAUUUAAGUCAAUUACUAUUUAUUUCGUGAUUUUUUUAAUUUUUUUAAAUAAAAAUUUAUGUAUUUCUUUG
This is a messenger RNA of Lucilia sericata (common green bottle fly), 1196 nucleotides long. Its product is annotated as guanylate kinase-like. Gene Ontology annotation, biological process: purine nucleotide metabolic process. Bases 358 to 969 code for a protein of 203 amino acids. Gene Ontology annotation, cellular component: cytosol. Lineage: Eukaryota; Metazoa; Arthropoda; Insecta; Diptera; Calliphoridae. Gene Ontology annotation, molecular function: GMP kinase activity. The record is from RefSeq and is a predicted model, not a curated record. The transcript has 3 exons.